This is a messenger RNA of Ambispora gerdemannii, 618 nucleotides long. Lineage: Eukaryota; Fungi; Glomeromycota; Glomeromycetes; Archaeosporales; Ambisporaceae. The record is from the annotation of a GenBank genome assembly.
AUGGAUAAAGCCUUAACUCCUGAAUAUUUAAACUGGCACGCUAAAUUGGUUGAUUCACUGAGUCAUUUGACAGAUAAAAUUCGUUUAAGCUUAUAUAGAGCAUAUACAGAAGAGACUGAACUCAAUCCCUGGAUAAAGUCUGAAACUCCCGAAUCCUCACAAAUCGAAAAGAUUGAUAAUCAUCUUUCACAGGACUGUAUUAUCAAAAUUUUCAAGUUUCCGGAAGAGAAAGAAGCUAAAUGUUUGAUAUGCGAUGAAGUACACACACAUUUAGGUAUGUGGGGUGACUGGAGCUGUCUAGGUAUAAAUGAUCACUAUUUUCUUAAUUGCUCUUUUCGUAUCGAUCAAAAGAAAGUUAUAAUUGCCAUACAGAGUUCACCGGAAACUCAAUUACCAAUUUCUGGGACUAAUCCAAAUAAAAUUUAUCAACCAGAGGCUAGUUUAUGCCAAUAUGUCAUCGAAUAUGGAAUGGAUCCCGAGAAAUUUUCGGUCAUUACUGAGGCUGAGAAAAAAAGAUGGACCAUGGGAUGCUUCCGUGCUGACUUGGAGAGAGAUAUACACCUUUAUCGUGAAGGAAUAAAAAGGAAUGAAGAUACCAGAAAAUAUCACAAAUUUUAG